AUGACGCGCGAAUGGCCACCGUACCCUCCCCCGCGCGAAACCGAUUUGGACAAAGCGGCGCGCAUCGGGGAGGAGCGUGAAGCGAAGAAGAUCAGGUAUGCACCUCGUGCCCACCUUCGGUUUGCACCGAAAGCCUUCCAUGCUGAGAUUGACGCGUGGCGCGCAGUCAUUCAGCUCAAUCUCGUCCGCUCCGUCAACGUCGUCGUCGGGCUCCUCGCGCGCGCAUGUCCCAAUAAGAUCGCCACUAUAGCCAUCUCCGUCUCGCCGGACUACCCGCGCCCAAAGGUCGACCUCCGCUGGCUCAAGAUGCGACUCGCCCCGUUGCGCCAGGUCGAGCUCAUUCUCAACCGCGUCCUAGGCGUGCAAGACCCCGUCGUGGACGACGAUGCGGAACGUGAGUGGGAUAGCGACCGCCUCUCCGAGGUGGCACUACGCUCGCGCACCGCGUGGCGGAUGCUCACGCAUUCCGGAAAGGAGCGCCCGGCGAGCCGCUUUUGGGAUGACUUGCUCGACGCGCAGCGCAUCCUAGACGCGUGCCGUGAGGACGUUGUCCAGAUGUGUGUGGAUCCGCUCGUCCAGGCUCUGUUAGCGGAGCAUGGAAUUGCGCUGACAGAUGAGCCCGGCUUCUUCUUCCAUGACGCUGACCGCAUAGCAGCGAUCGCAUAUGAGCCAACGUCAGAGGAUAUUCUCCGCGCACGAAUACGUACCAUCGGCGUCGAAGAACACCGGCUGGUUAUGGAGUCGCGCGUACGUUUCGCCGACCAUGUGGAGCAGUACGGCGACCAGCCAAACGAGUUCGAGAGCGUGACGAAGUACAUCACGAAAGUCAUGGUGGCAAUCCACAAGGACCUCUCGCCCAAAAAGCGCAAGGUGCAUGUACACACGACCUGCGCUAUCGACACGGACAUGAUGUCGGUCGUGCUCGAAAGUAUCAGAGAUGUCAUCCUCCUCAAUACAUUAGAGGAGACCCAGCUCAUCGUCUGA
Molecule: messenger RNA, 984 nt
Organism: Postia placenta MAD-698-R-SB12
Lineage: Eukaryota; Fungi; Basidiomycota; Agaricomycetes; Polyporales; Adustoporiaceae
Exons: 8
Coding region: 1-984 (327 amino acids)
Biological process (GO): adenylate cyclase-modulating G protein-coupled receptor signaling pathway
Cellular component (GO): heterotrimeric G-protein complex
Molecular function (GO): G-protein beta/gamma-subunit complex binding; guanyl nucleotide binding; G protein-coupled receptor binding
Source: RefSeq, a predicted model, not a curated record